Tuber aestivum (summer truffle) is the source of this 458-nucleotide messenger RNA. The record is from the annotation of a GenBank genome assembly. NCBI's taxonomy places the organism in Eukaryota, Fungi, Ascomycota, Pezizomycetes, Pezizales, Tuberaceae.
AUGGCCACCCCCUGUACGGGGCCCCGCUACUGCUCCCACCAAAUUAUAUGGCUGGGAGCACAAUUGGGGUCGCCCGGUAGCCCCCGUGCGGGGGGCGGGGCGGGGAGGGGGGAGUUUGGCGGCGCCCCGUGGCCGCAACGGGGCGGGGAGAAAUUGCGGAAAGCCGCGCCGCGCCGCCCCGUAACGAACACUACCUACAGGGUGUUCAAGAUUACCUACAGGGCGUCCAGGCUCACGUUCAUGGCAUCCAGAAUGAGGUUGUCUUGGUUCCCAACAUACCUGCGUUGGUUGGGAUCGAUGCGCUGCAGCAACAGAUCAAUGCAAACCAUUUGCAAAUAGUUGCUCUUCUGGGACAGAUGCAGGAGCAAAUUGUGGGGAUGCAGGAGCAAUUUGGGGGGAUGCAGGAGCAAUUUGCGGGGAUGCAGAAUGAGUAUCUUUACCGAUCUCAGUUGGGCUAA